Nipponia nippon (crested ibis) is the source of this 1194-nucleotide messenger RNA. Its product is annotated as leukocyte elastase inhibitor. The record is from RefSeq and is a predicted model, not a curated record. Gene Ontology annotation, molecular function: serine-type endopeptidase inhibitor activity. NCBI's taxonomy places the organism in Eukaryota, Metazoa, Chordata, Aves, Pelecaniformes, Threskiornithidae. Gene Ontology annotation, biological process: negative regulation of endopeptidase activity.
AUGGGCUCCCUCAGUGCAGCAAACACCAAGUUCUGCCUGGACUUCUUCAAAGAGCUGAGCAAAGUAAAAAGAAAUGAAAAUAUCUUCUUCUCCCCACUGAGCAUCUCAGCUGCCCUGAGCAUGGUCCAGCUGGGUGCCGGAGGCAACACGGCCGAAGAGAUGGAAAAAGUGCUUCAUAUUCAUGAGGUGGUGAGCAUGGCAAGUCCAGGAACCAAGAGCACCACUGGAAAGUGUGAAGAAGCCAGAGGAGCCCAUUCUCAGUUCCAGGAGCUUCUGUCUGCCCUUGGCAAAGCUGGUGCCACGUGUUCCCUCAGCAUUGCCAACAGGCUCUUUGGAGAAGUGACUUUUCAGUUCCUUCAGCAAUACUUAGACUCCACAAGGGCCUUGUACCAUGCAGAGCUGGAAGCGGUGGACUUCAUUAAUGCUGCUGAAGAGUCCAGAGGGAAGAUGAAUUCCUGGGUAGAAAAGCAAACCGGUGGGAAAAUUAAAGAUCUAUUUCCUCCUGGCUCUAUUGAUUGCACAACGGUGCUAGCUCUGGUCAACGCUCUACACUUCAAAGGGCAAUGGGCUAUAAAAUUUGAGGAGAAAAACACCAGGGAAAUGCCUUUCAGGCUGAACAAGAGAGAGCACAGGAAUGUACCGAUGAUGUGUCAGACAGGAAAAUAUAAAUUAGCCAGGAGACAAGAAGAGCAAAUGACAGUGCUGGAGCUCCCGUACACUGGAGAAGAGCUCAGCAUGUUCAUUCUUCUGCCAGAAAACAUCUGUGAUGAGUCUACUGGCCUUGAACAGCUAGAGAGUUCUGUCACCUAUGAGAAAUUAGCAGAAUGGACCAACAUGGAGAAUGUGUAUCCACGAAAAAUCACAGUAUACUUGCCCCAGUUCAGAAUGGAGGAGAGCUAUGAGCUCAUGCCAGUACUGCAGGCUCUGGGGAUGAGGAAUGCCUUCGUCCUUCAACAAGCUGAUUUCUCUGGACUGUCAAGAAAGCCUGGGCUGUUCCUCUCUAAGGCCAUUCACAAGUCCUUUGUGGAAGUUAAUGAAGAAGGUACUGAGGCAGCUGUUGCUACAGGGGUGACUAUAAUACCGUUGUGCCUCCACAUUCCAGAUGAGUUCAGAACUGACCACCCGUUCCUCUUCUUGAUCAAACACAAUCCGAGCAAGAACAUUCUCUUCUUUGGCCGAUGUUGUUCCCCCUAA